This is a messenger RNA of Branchiostoma floridae (Florida lancelet), 2395 nucleotides long. Its product is annotated as E3 ubiquitin-protein ligase TRIM56-like. Gene Ontology annotation, biological process: positive regulation of DNA-templated transcription. Gene Ontology annotation, molecular function: metal ion binding; ubiquitin-protein transferase activity. The transcript has a single exon. Lineage: Eukaryota; Metazoa; Chordata; Leptocardii; Amphioxiformes; Branchiostomatidae. Gene Ontology annotation, cellular component: nucleoplasm; chromatin. The record is from RefSeq and is a predicted model, not a curated record. Bases 368 to 1381 code for a protein of 337 amino acids.
UUCUAUGUCCAUAACCAUAAUGAACUUACAUAUAAUGUCCAUAUGAAUGACAUUAACUCUUUUAUUUUGACAUUGACAAACUACAAUUGCGUGUUCGGCAACAUUGUCUCCUAGGGCACCAGACCGGGCUUCACUCAGCUCCUGAUAAUAGUCCUAUACAGUGUAGUACAUUUAUGGGACCUAUCAGACGUCUAGGUGCAUGUGAUGAUGACGUCAGCUAUAUGAACCAGAAACAAGCCCACUCUCCCUUGAAUAAUAGCGCUUUAUCAUUUCAUUAAUAACACCUGAUGGGGAUGACAUGUAAAGACCCCGGGCACUAACUGACAGGACUGGAACGAUCAGUCACGCGGUUCAACAUCACUCAGCAAUGGCGGACAAACUGGUAAGUGAUAUCACUCGGGAGUUUCUGGUCUGUCAGAUCUGUUUGGACGACUAUAGACAACCGAAAGUUCUCCCGUGCCUUCACACUUUCUGUCGGCGGUGUCUGGAGCGAAUGGUCGGGAACAAGACGAAGAUCUGUUGCCCGACUUGUCGACAGAUUUCUACAUAUCAGUAUGAGAACGGUAUCGCCGGUUUAAAGGACAACUUUUUCGUUGGCAAACUGCACGACAUGGUCCGCAACGCAACACACCGCGAGGAGGCUCCAGAAAGGCGCUCAGCAUCGAGGGCUGUGUGUAGAAGCUGUGGCGACAUGUCCAGUACAACCAGGUAUCGUGAUAAUUGCGACGACUUCCUGUGUCAGAACUGCGUCGGCUCCGACCUUCGCACGAGGGCGUCACCGCGUCGAAAAAUGUUCUCGUCCACACCGACAGAGAGUAAAGCAGAAGGAACCCAAGAGACGGAACGAACUUCGCAUUCAUUACACGCAGACCCUGAUGUCCUCUAUUGUAAGUCUUGUCAUGACUUCAUAUGUCGAAAAGGCAGCCUCUCCAAACACAGAGCACGUCUGCACUCACAGGUACGGGAGACCGCUGAGAGAGAAACUUCGGAAGUCAGGGCGCUCCUGGUGGAGACAGAGAAGGUUGCUGCACUUCACGAGAAGAGACUACAAGAGCUGAAUACAAGGCGUGAAGUAUGGCAGCAACAAUGUGAAGAAAAUAUUGCGAAGAUAGAAGAGCAAGCCAGGCGGGCUAUACAGACGAUACAGAUGGAAAGAGACGAGAGAAUAAAGCAGCUCAAACGUGUGGAGACCACAAAGAACAGGCAGUUGUUAGAGAACAUCACCGCGGUAGCCGUGAGCGCAGCCCGUGUUCGAGGUAGCUGCACAUACGCGAGGGAAGUUAUAGAAAAGGGCACUCCUGAGGAAGUCUUGGCUGUUGCACAGGAGGUAAAAGAAAGACUGAAACAGUGCUCCAAACUCAGGGCUCCCAGUUUCUCAUGACUAUUUGGAAUAUAUAGUAGGUAGGAUCAAGUGCAAUCGUGGCUGUUGUAUUUGCUAGGUUGCACAUCGGCACACCUUUGAUCAUUUUCAGUAGUUAUCAUAUUACAUUGUGUCAGACUGAAAUGUUGCUUUCCUGUGUAAUCUUAAGACUAACUGCACUCUACAUAAAGGGAAAACAAGAGUUGGUGGGGAAAGCCGCUCGAGCAGCUUUACAUUGACGACUGCUUCUACUGCUUCUAGUAGAGUUUGCUACAAUUUUGUUCGCGACAGUAAGGAAGUACACAAGUAAGCUAUCAUUAGACAAAAUCAAGUUGAUAAAUGGCUUACUUGUGACAUUUUACAGACUAUGGUUAUGUACACAGUGCAUGGCCUCAGGCAGUUUUAUUAACUCCCGUUGAGUGGAUAUGUAAGCAGAAUUAUGAACUGAAUCCUAAACUUUCAGAGUACUUAGAAUAGCCAUGUGCAAUAUGCAUUUAACCUCCUUGCAUUGAUUGAUCUCCUGGAGAGUAUAACAGUGUAUUGACAAUAAUCACAAAAUGGAUCACAAUAGAUACCCUGUAAGAUAUCAUAUUUGUUUUAUUGGGACAAAUGUAAAAUGGCCUGUUGCUACAGGCAACUUACUUUGUUCAGUCAAGGACGUUAUAUUGGUUUAGUGGUACAUUUGUUACAAAAAAGUUAAAGAAAUUCACACCAAACUAAAAUUUUAUGCUGAAAGUUAGAUGCUAUGAAUGUAGUCAAUAUAGAAGACCAUUUCAUACAAAAAAAGUCAUGUAAUGUACUACACUAUUGCAAUAAAAAUAAGCUAUACUUUAUACAAAUAUAAAAAGACCACCACCUGUAUAACACAUUUAACUUUGUCAGUACUUUAGGCCAUGUUGAUUUGUUUAUAUGGAUGAUAUCCGCGCUCGCACCAAUUUUCGGCCGUUUCCACACACAAAAAAAAGUUUUCGACCACACAGUAAAUUGUGCUAAGCAGCUGUAAAAUGAGCACAAAUAUUCUGUAGAUUGAAAAAA